AUGGGUGAUGUAACGUGCCCAAUAUGUGCAGUUGAGACUGAGGAGAACAUGCAUGUUUUUGUUAGAUGCAAUUAUGCUCAAGAAGUAUGGGGCGCAGCAAAUAUACCUCUACCUCCUCCAAGUAUUAUCGAGUUUAAAGACUGGCUACUAUACUUGGUGAAUAAUGUUGGGAAGGAGACGUUUGCAAAGGCCAUGAUGCUCAUUUGGGGUAUUUGGAAGAAUAGAAAUACGCAGGUGUGGGAAGGGAGCAAACAACAUCCACAUGAUGUGGUGUUGAUGACCAUGGGAUGGUUGGAAGACUUUAUGAAAGCAAACAGUAGUGAGCAACAAAGAUCUGCAAGAAGUAGAGGCUGGACAAAGCCACCACCAGAGGGGUGGCUAAAAUGCAAUAUUGAUGGGGCUUUCAAAGCACAAUCGGGGCAGAAUGGAGCGGGUAUAGUGUUUCGAGACUCAAGGGGGCAGUUUAGAGCAGCCUCGGCUCGACAUUUACUGAACAUUACCACGCCUUUCCACCCGGAGUUGCAGGCCAUGUCGGAGGCAAUAAAAAUGGCCACCGAUUUGAGCUAUAACCGGGUUAUUUUUGAAACUGAUUGUUCUAUGCUAGCAGCUGCACUGAAACAAGAAGAAGGCAAAUUUUCUAUGCAUAGUUUUCUGAUUGAGGAUGUGAAAGAGCUCCUGCGCUCUCAGGUAGAGUUCCAAGUCAACUUUGCUUCACGUGAGGCGAACUAG
Messenger RNA from Rosa chinensis, 729 nucleotides. RefSeq lists its product as uncharacterized. The transcript has a single exon. NCBI's taxonomy places the organism in Eukaryota, Viridiplantae, Streptophyta, Magnoliopsida, Rosales, Rosaceae. The record is from RefSeq and is a predicted model, not a curated record. The coding region runs from base 1 to 729 and encodes 242 amino acids. Gene Ontology annotation, molecular function: nucleic acid binding; RNA-DNA hybrid ribonuclease activity.